UCACUGCACAACAAGAUGGCGGCGGCGGCGGCGAGCGGAGCUGGCGGGGCUGCCGGGGCCGCAGCGGGGGGAGCCGGGCCGGCGGGCCGCCUGCUGCCUCCACCCGCCCCGGGGCCCCCGGCCGCCCCAGCUGCCGUGCCCCCGGCGGCUGGCCCGCCGCGUCCCCCAGCCCCGGCCUCCCGCGGGCCGGUGCCUGCCCGCAUCGGCUACUACGAGAUCGACCGCACCAUCGGCAAGGGCAACUUCGCUGUGGUCAAGCGGGCCACGCACCUCGUCACCAAGGCCAAGGUUGCUAUCAAGAUCAUAGACAAGACCCAGCUGGAUGAAGAAAACUUGAAGAAGAUUUUCCGGGAAGUUCAAAUUAUGAAAAUGCUUUGCCACCCCCACAUCAUCAGGCUCUACCAGGUUAUGGAGACAGAACGGAUGAUUUAUCUGGUGACAGAAUAUGCUAGUGGAGGGGAAAUAUUUGACCACCUGGUGGCCCAUGGCAGAAUGGCAGAGAAGGAGGCCCGUCGGAAGUUCAAACAGAUUGUGGCAGCUGUCUAUUUUUGUCACUGUCGGAAUAUUGUUCAUCGUGAUCUAAAAGCUGAAAAUUUGCUUCUGGAUGCCAAUCUGAAUAUUAAAAUAGCAGAUUUCGGUUUCAGUAACCUGUUCACUCCUGGGCAGCUGCUGAAGACCUGGUGUGGAAGCCCUCCCUAUGCCGCGCCCGAACUCUUUGAAGGAAAGGAAUAUGAUGGGCCCAAAGUGGACAUCUGGAGCCUUGGAGUCGUCCUGUAUGUACUUGUGUGCGGUGCCCUGCCGUUUGAUGGGAGCACACUGCAGAAUCUGCGGGCCCGGGUGUUGAGUGGAAAGUUCCGCAUCCCAUUUUUUAUGUCCACAGAGUGUGAGCACCUGAUCCGCCACAUGCUGGUGUUAGACCCCAGUAAACGCCUCUCGAUGGAGCAGAUCUGCAAGCACAAGUGGAUGAAGCUAGGGGACGCCGAUCCCAACUUUGACAGGUUAAUAGCUGAAUGCCAGCAAUUAAAGGAAGAAAGACAGAUUGAUCCCCUGAAUGAGGAAGUCCUCUUGGCCAUGGAGGACAUGGGACUGGACAAAGAGCGGACACUACAGUCAUUAAGAUCGGAUGCCUACGAUCACUAUAGUGCAAUCUACAGCCUGCUAUGUGAUCGACAUAAGAGACACAAAACCCUGCGUGUCGGAGCGCCUCCUAGCUUGCCCCGUGCCAUGGCCUUUCAAGCACCAGUCAAUGUCCAGGCGGAGCAGGCCGGUGCCACCAUGAACAUCAGCGUUCCCCAGGUGCAGCUAAUCAACCCUGAGAACCAGAUUGUGGAGCCGGAUGGGACAUUGAACUUGGACAGUGAUGAGGGUGAAGAGCCCUCCCCUGAAGCAUUGGUCCGCUAUUUGUCAAUGAGGAGGCACACAGUGGGUGUGGCUGACCCACGCACGGAAGUUAUGGAAGACCUGCAGAAGCUCCUGCCUGGUUUUCCUGGAGUCAACCCUCAGGCCCCAUUCCUGCAGGUGGCCACUAACAUGAACUUCAUGCACAACCUGCUGCCCAUGCAAAACUUGCAACCAACUGGACAGCUUGAGUACAAGGAGCAGUCCCUCUUACAGCCUCCCACCCUACAGCUGCUGAAUGGAAUGGGCCCCCUCGGCCGGAGGGCAUCGGAUGGAGGAGCCAACAUCCAACUACAUGCCCAGCAGCUGCUGAAGCGCCCACGGGGACCCUCCCCGCUCGUCACCAUGACACCAGCAGCGCCGGCAGUUACCCCUGUGGACGAGGAGAGCUCAGAUGGGGAGCCAGACCAGGAAGCUGUGCAGAGGUACUUGGCAAAUAGGUCCAAAAGGCACACACUGGCCAUGACCAACCCUACAGCUGAGAUCCCACCGGACCUACAGCGGCAGCUAGGACAGCAGCCUUUCCGUUCCCGGGUCUGGCCUCCUCACCUGGUACCUGAUCAGCAUCGCUCUACCUACAAGGACUCCAACACCCUGCACCUCCCCACGGAGCGUUUCUCCCCCGUGCGCCGGUUCUCAGAUGGGGCUGCAAGCAUCCAGGCCUUCAAAGCUCACUUGGAAAAGCUGGCCAACAGCAGCAGCAUCAAACAGCUGCAGCAGGAGUGUGAGCAGCUGCAGAAGAUGUACGGGGGGCAGGUUGACGAAAGAGCCCUGGAGAAGACCCAGCAGCAGCAUGUGCUGUACCAGCAGGAGCAGCACCACCAGAUCCUCCAGCAGCAGAUCCAGGAUUCCAUCUGUCCUCCUCAGCCUUCUCCACCUCUCCAGGCUGCAUGUGAAAAUCAGCCAGCCCUCCUCACCCACCAGCUCCAGAGGUUACGGAUCCAGCCUUCCAGCCCACCCCCCAGCCACCCCAACAACCAUCUCUUCAGACCACCCAGUAAUAGUCCUCCCCCCAUGAGCGGCGCCAUGAUCCAGUCUCACGGUGCUGCGUCGCCCUCCCAGUUUCCGGGCUUACCCUCCCGCAGUGCUGUCUACCAGCAGCAGCCUGAGAACUGCUCCCCCCCUCCCAGCAUGGCCCUCACCUGCCUGGGCAUACAGCAGCCCGCCCAGUCACAGCAGGUGACCAUCCAAGUACAGGAGCCUGUUGACAUGCUCGGAGGCAUGCCGGGGGCCACUGCGGGCUCUGCCGGGCGGGGCAUGUCCAUCAGCCCCAGUGCCAGUCAGAUUCAGAUGCAGCACCGUACCAACCUGAUGGCCGCCUUCAGCUAUGGGCACCGCCCUCUGUCCAAGCAGCUGAGUGCCGACAGCGCGGAGGCCCACAGCUUGAACGUGAAUCGGUUCUCCCCUGCUAACUACGACCAGGCGCAUUUACACCCCCAUCUGUUUUCGGACCAGUCCCGGGGUUCCCCCAGCAGCUACAGCCCUUCAACAGGAGUGGGGUUCCCUCCAACCCAAGCCCUGAAAGUCCCUCCACUUGAUCAAUCGCCCACCUUCCCUCCCAGCGCACAUCAGCAGCCACCGCACUAUACUACGUCGGCGCUGCAGCAAGCCCUGCUGUCCCCCACGCCGCCAGACUAUACCCGACACCAGCAGGUACCCCACAUCCUCCAAGGACUGCUCUCCCCCCGGCACUCACUCACCGGCCACUCGGACAUUCGGCUGCCCCCGGCAGAGUUUGCACAGCUCGUUAAAAGGCAGCGGCAGCAGCAGCAGCAGCAGCAGCAGCAGCAGCAACAGCAGCAGCAAGAGUACCAGGAGCUGUUCAGGCACAUGAGCCAGGGGGACGCUGGGAGUCUGGCUCCCGGUCUCGGGGGACAGAAUAUGACAGAGCGCCAGGCUUUAUCGUAUCAGAAUGCUGACUCGUAUCACCACCACCACACCAGCCCCCAGCACCUUCUCCAAAUCAGGGCACAGGAACGCAUGGCUCAGGCUUCCUCCCCCAGCCCGGCCCAUGGGUACGCUCACCAGCCAGUGCUCACGCACUCGGAGAGCAUGGAAGAGGAGGACGCCUGUGAGGCGGCCAAGGAUGGCUUUCCAGACAGGACGAGCCCCAAUACAGCGACCAGAGGUUGCCGUGACAGCACCCUACUCUUGAGUACUGGCGGACCCGGGGACCCCGAAUCUUUACUGGGAACUGUGAGCCACGCACAGGAAUUGGGGGUACAUCCCUACCGGCAUCAGCCACCUGCUGCGUUCGGUAGAAACAAGGUGUCCAGCCGAGAGUCUGUGAUAGGGAACUGCAUGGAUAGAAGUUCUCCGGGACAAGCAAUGGAGCUUCCGGAUCACAAUGGACUUGGGUACCCAACACGCCCCUCUGUCAAUGAGCACCACAGGCCCCGGACCCUCCAGAGACACCACACGAUCCAGAACAGUGAUGAUGCUUAUGUGCAGCUGGAUAACUUGCCGGGAAUGAGUCUCGUGGCUGGAAAAGCACUUAGUUCCGCCCGGAUGUCAGAUGCGGUUCUCAGUCAGUCCUCGCUCAUGGGGAGCCAGCAGUUUCAAGAUGGGGAAAAUGAGGAAUGCAGGGAGAAUCUAGUUGGUCACGAGCAUCCGGACCUGGCUGACGGCAGCCAGCAUUUAAAUUCCUCUUGCUAUCCAUCCACGUGCAUCACAGACAUUCUGCUCAGCUACAAGCACCCCGAGGUCUCCUUCAGCAUGGAGCAGGCAGGCGUGUAACAGGAAACGGAGAGUUUGUGUACAGCUCGGGAAUGAAAUGACUUUACACCAACAGUAUCUAGCAGCAUUGCGCCAAAUUGCCCUUGUGUUUCUGUCCACCUAGAGCAUCACGGCUCCUUUCCUCACUUUGGUUCAUCAGUGUGCGGUUCUUUCGGGUUCUGAGGGGGUUUUGCCAUGUUUGCUCGUAUGACCGAGUCACCAAGGAAAUAAACAGGAUAUUCGUGUUCGCCACCUUUUGUGAAAGUGUAUUUGGUAUAUUUGAGUUGGAGGUUUGGUUUGUUUGUUUGUUUUUUUUGUUUGUUUUGUUUUUUUUUUUUGAUAUAUUUUCUUUUGGAGGUGAUUGUCUUUCUUUUUUAUUUGUUUCUCUCUUUUUCUUGUUUUUUUCUUUUUUCCUUUCCUUUGCUGAGACAGAAGAACAAAGCAGUUAAAAUUAUAGAGGCCAGGAGACCCAGAGCCACUCCCCUGCCCUGCGUCCCCCCACAGAGCACCUCCAUUUCUCCAUUUCCCUGCAUUGCUUGUCCACAGGAGCAACUACUCACAGAUAACAUCCUCUGGAUUCUUAGUGGCUGGGGAAAGGGAGAGAGGAAGGGGUGAUGGCCCCUGGCGCUUUGGAAAACAGGAAGAGAGCAAAAACCAACAAAAAAGAACCGCCGAGUCUGGAACCUAGGAAGGUCUUGACCGCCCGGAUCCCAUGAAAAGCUUGUCUGGCCUGGCCAAGAGCGUAUCGGAGCAUUAGCGUGGGGGCCGAGAGCGGCCUGGCCUGGAGGGGAUGCCAGUUAGAGCAUCUCCCUCCGUGUGAGCCUUCUCGCUGCGUAACUCAGCUCCCCUCUGACAACCUGGAAAGUUGGCUGCCUUUCCCGUCCUGCUGGUUCCACCCACAGACUGAACACCCAACAGUGGUUCACUGUGCUUUUUGUGUCCCCUUUGCUUCUCACUUUAUAUUGUGCUGUACAAGGAUUGUUUCUUCACACGCACACACGCUUUUCCCCUUCAGCCUCUGACACAGACAAAGAAGAACAGGAGGUUGCCUUCGGCCCCGCCUCUCUCCUAACCUUCUCCUCCUCCCUGGGCAUCCUCAGCCCCUAUUUUAAUUCUUGAUCAUGUAGGAAUUGUUUUGGGUAAAUGUUGAUAUUAUUGUUAUUAUUAUUAUUAUUAUUAAUAAGUAAAAACAAAAGGAAUUUUUGUUUGAAAGAGACAUGUUUAACCAGAUUCUGUUCUAUUUGAAUUGUGACUUGCACCUUUUGUUCAGAGUGUUUUCUGUAGACCUUGUAAUUGUGAACAGCGCUCACUUGUGCCAGUGACAGGUGUAGUGGUCUCCUUCCCUCCCCCGGGGAGCGGUGCAUAUGCAGUAGCUACCGUCUGUCAUUCUCUCUGUGUUUCCUCACUGUUAGAAACCAAAGUCUUCUCUGCUGGCUGGGGGCUGACAGAGGAUCUGAUCUUCAAACCAAGAAAGACAUGUCAAAUGUUUUGACUCUUGAUCCUUUUUCCUGGGAAAGGAGAAUGAAGGGUCCCCAGGCCCCUCCCAGUCUUUCACCCUGAAUUUGCACAGAAGAAAGCGGGUGCCCCGCAUGGCCGUCCUGAUGUUGCUGACAGGAUUCCCGUGCGGCUCGUCCGUCUCACUGAUACCGGCAGCUCAGCUCCUGGACCCGAUGUCCCUCGAGUGGACUUGCGCACUGCGAGAGAGAGCCUUUCUUGGGAUCUGUCCCGUGUUUGCACGGUCCCCAGUCUCCCCUCCGCUUGGUGAGGCCACUGACUCCUCACCAGAAGGAGGCUGCCGAGAAGACCCUAACAGCCGCCGUUGGACUUCUCUGGGCUCGUUCCAGCUCCCGUGCCCCCAGCCGCCCCCUCACACACGUGCUCGGCCUGUUGUGUUUACAUGGGACUGUGCCGAUGGAAGAGUAGGCUGCCGUCCUCCAGCAGCCAGCCAGGUGAAAGCCAGUGAGCCUAUUAACCGUGCCAUCCCGCGAACUACACUUGUAAAAGAUCAUUGCUUUGUAUUGUAGUAACCAAUAAGCGCAGUAUAUGUUGAAUGUAUAUGAACAUAAUUUCCUAUUUCUGCUCUUUGAAAAUGUCAGAAGUAUUUUUUUCUUUCUCAUUUAUGUUGGACUAAAAAUGGAUUAAAAAGAUCUCCAGACCCAAA
Messenger RNA from Leopardus geoffroyi (Geoffroy's cat), 6274 nucleotides. It is a transcript of the gene SIK3, whose product is annotated as SIK family kinase 3. NCBI's taxonomy places the organism in Eukaryota, Metazoa, Chordata, Mammalia, Carnivora, Felidae. Gene Ontology annotation, cellular component: cytoplasm. The coding region runs from base 16 to 4134 and encodes 1372 amino acids. The transcript is spliced from 25 exons. The record is from RefSeq and is a predicted model, not a curated record. Gene Ontology annotation, biological process: intracellular signal transduction; microtubule cytoskeleton organization; protein phosphorylation. Gene Ontology annotation, molecular function: ATP binding; tau-protein kinase activity; protein serine/threonine kinase activity.